Molecule: messenger RNA, 753 nt
Organism: Oncorhynchus gorbuscha (pink salmon)
Lineage: Eukaryota; Metazoa; Chordata; Actinopteri; Salmoniformes; Salmonidae
Product: type I inositol polyphosphate 5-phosphatase 12-like
Exons: 3
Coding region: 1-753 (250 amino acids)
Source: RefSeq, a predicted model, not a curated record
AUGACUGGAGACUCAUCCUCUGUCUCUCUUCCCCUCCUGCAGAAAGAUGAGGGGCUGCCUGCAGCAGUGGCUGGAGAGGCUUUUGUGGCUUCCUUUGAGAAGCUUGUUGAUGUGCAGUCACUGGAGCCUCGCAGCAUACUGGUGUUCCUCAGUGACCAGCUAUCACACAGUACCAUUCACCUCUCUGGGGGCGACAGUAACAACAGCACCCUGCUCCUCUCUGGGGGCGACAGUAACAACAGCACCCUGCUCCUCUCUGGGGGCGACAGUAACAACAGCACUCUGCACCCCUCUGGGGGCGACAGUAACAACAGCACCCUGCACCCCUCUGGGGGCGACAGUAACAACAGCACCCUGCACCUCUCUGGGGGCGACAGUAACAACAGCACCCUGCACCUCUCUGGGGGCGACAGUAACAACAGCACCCUGCACCUCUCUGGGGGCGACAGUAACAACAGCACCCUGCACCUCUCUGGGGGCGACAGUAACAACAGCACCCUGCACCUCUCUGGGGGCGACAGUAACAACAGCACCCUGCACCUCUCUGGGGGCGACAGUAACAACAGCACCCUGCACCUCUCUGGGGGCGACAGUAACAACAGCACCCUGCACCCCCUGCUGCUUAUUAAGUUCUUCAUUAUCGUCUGCAGGAAUAUGGAAAACAUUGACCCAGAGAAGACCCCAGGCUUUGUCUUCGAGACCCUUAAACUGUUAAACUUCUGCUUGACUCAGGUAAGACACAACCCUAGAUGA